GCCAGUCAUACGGAGCACCUUUGCUCGCCAGUUCAAGCUGGUUAGUACUUUAGGCUACUAUACAAAGAGGCUCUGUUUCGCAAGAGAGCCAGUCACCUUUUUGCAUUGUAUACACCUGAAAGUACUCCGAAAACGACUGAAUACUUCAGCGGUAAAUCACGUUUUUCGUUGGGUGCGCUAUGCUUCCAGCGGCGUACCAGCGACGGGCAGCUUGCACCAGCGGACUAAAGCGCGCGCCGGGCAGCUGCACCCUGCGCGCUGCGGUUCGCGUGGCCGCUGCAGCGCCUCAGCAGCAGCCAUCUAACAAGGGUUCGCCGCAGCAGCCAGGGUCAUCUCUUCCAUUUGAGGACCCAGAGGCCAAGUUCCGUCGCUAUGGCAAAUACUUCGGCGGUAUCCAUAAGCUUAACUUUGACUGGCUGGACUCCGUGCCGCGAGUGCGUGUUCGGACAAAGGAUUCCCGUCAGCUCGAUGAGCUGCUUGAGUUGGCUGUCCUGAACGAACGCCUUGCCGGUCGGCUCGAGCCCUGGCAAGCGCGUCAAAAGCUUGAGUACCUUCGUAAACGUCGGAAGAACUGGGAGCGCAUCUUUGAGUAUGUGACUAAGCAGGAUGCUGCCGCGACCCUGGCCAUGAUAGAGGAAGCAAACCGACAGGUGGAGGAAUCGCUGAGCGAAGAAGCGCGCGAGCGUACGGCGGUUGGAGAUCUGCGGGAGCAGCUAGAGGUGCUGCAGCUUCAAGUCCAAGAGGCGCAGGAGCGGCUCAAAAUGACUCAGGCGCGCGUGGAGCAGAACCUGAUGCGCGUCAACGACCUCAAAGCCGAAGCGACCCACUUGGAGCGCCUCCGUAACGCAGCAGACCGGGAGGAGCUCCUCGCUCGCCGCUCCUCCUCCUCCGCUGCCCCCACCGCCUCCUCCUCCUCCUCCCGCACCUCCACCUCCACCACCACAGCAGCUGCUACCGCCCAGCCCUCUGCCGCCACUGCUGCUCCUGUCGAGGCCCCGGCCACGGCCUCCAGCAGCUAUGCCGGCGUGGCAGCGGCGGUGGCGGCAGCCGAGCCCGCCACGGCAGCACCCGCACGUGGGCCCCCCCGGCGCGGCAAGGCAGCCAUUCGGCGGAGUCGCGGUCUGGAGAGCAGUUUGGAUUUUGAGCCGGGUCUGCGGAACUUUUGGUACCCCGUGGAGUUUACCAAGAACCUGACCAAGGACAAGCUGGUGCCCCUGGAGCUGUUCGACGAGCCCUGGGUGCUCUUCCGAGACGAGCGGGGACAGCCCGCCUGCAUCAAGGACGAGUGCGCGCACCGGGGAUGCCCGCUGUCGGUGGGGAAGGUUGAGAACGGCCAGAUCGUGUGCCCCUACCACGGCUGGGAGUUCAACGGCGACGGGCAGUGCACCAAGAUGCCCUCCAUGCGCCACUGCCGCGGGGUGGGCGUGUCGGCGCUGCCUUGCGCGGAGAAGGACGGCUUCAUCUGGGUGUGGCCGGGAGAGGGGCUGCCUGCGCAGACCCUGCCCGACUUUGCCCGGCUGCAAGACGGCUUCCAGCUGCACGCCGAGAUCUGCGUGGAGGUCCCCGUGGAACACGGCCUGCUGAUCGAGAACCUGCUCGACCUGGCGCACGCGCCCUUCACCCACACCACCACCUUUGCGCGCGGCUGGUCCGUCCCCGACAUGGUCAAAUUCCACGCCAACAAGGUCCUCAGCGGCUACUGGGACCCCUACCCCAUCAACAUGGCCUUCCAGCCGCCCUGCGUGACCAUCUCCAUGAUCGGCCUGGACAAACCCGGCAAGGUCGCUUCGGGGGCCUUUGCGGAGGAGUGCAAGACGCACCUGUUCCAGAUGCACGUGUGCCUGCCGGCGAAGCGCGGCCACACUCGGCUGUUGUACCGCAUGGCCCUGGACUUCAUGCCUUGGGUGAAGUACAUUCCGUUCAUUGACCGCGUGUGGAAGCAUGUGGCGGGGCAGGUGUUGGGCGAGGACUUGGUGUUGGUGGAGGGGCAGCAGGACAGGCUACUGAGGGGAGGGGAUACCUGGGCGAACCCCGCUCCGUACGACAAGCUUGCCGUACGGUACCGGCGGUGGCGCAACUCGGUGGAUGCGGAGGGGGUGGCGCUGGGAGGCGUGCCGCCCAGCAACCCGGUUGCGUUGACGGCGACCCGGAUGAUCCUGAUGGACGAGGAGGAGGAGAGCAUGGCGUGAGGAGGAGGGGUGAAGAGAAGAAACGAGGAGGGGUGAGGAGCGAGGGUGAUAGAUGUGAUUGGACCCUAUGGCUUAUGACGGGGUAGAGUAGGAGUUGGGAGGGCUUGGCUUAGGAAAGAGAAGAGCCGGGUGGGGUCAAUCAGGAUCAGCGUUCAAGUGAUGGAGCGCCGAAAGGUGAGAGAUGAAAGCGGAGAGCUGUGAAGGGGAGACCGAGGAUGCUAGAUGGAUAUAGGCGCUGAAACCCGAAGGAAAGAACCUUUCAUAAGCGGCUAAGCAAGUGUGUUCUUUGUCUGUUGAGCAGACGCAAUUUGUAGCACUAUGUGUGUGGUCAGUUUUGUAGCAAGGCUUUUUGACCAGUCAGGUAUCUACUAGCGAAGCGUGCAGUUUUAUCUGGUCUGGGGUGCAUGGGUGGCUGAGGAGGCAUUGCUUUGUUGCAGGAUUCAGGGCGGAGGACGGAAUGGAAGGGUGUGUGUUGUGCCGCUAUCUGGCGGCCUAAACGAGCGUCAGUUAACCGCACAGUGGCUUGUUAGCUGGAACCCGCACGUGCUUUCAUUCUCAAAAGUGCCUUGGGUUUCAUGGACUAGGAUGCUGCCGGUUUGGAUUCAACACAGAAGGACUGAAAAGCAUGCAUUAUGCCAUUGCAAUUUUAGCGCCUGGCUUAGGCUCUGGGAGGUUGUCUUCUGUGAGAGGAGCAGUGGGGCCUUCAUGCGCUUAGAUGACAUCAUUUGAGAGAGUUUUUGCACUGCGGAGUGAGGUUGUGUUGGAAAGUCGUGUUGGGGUGGGUGGGAGCUAGCGGGUUCAUGCAUGUGGGCCGCUCAGCUCCUCAGGUGGCGCUUGCUAGUGCUUCAAAUUAUCCAGAUGGCAUAGUGUUGACAGGUGUUGGACCCAUGGGUCAGUUUGCGCACCCCACGGGGCUGGGAAGAACGUCAAGGCUGGAGCUGCUGUUCAAGCCGUACCACGGUCACCGCUUCCGUACAGCAAGAAGCUUGAAGCUGAAGGACUGCGUUGGUAGUGUUGUCCUGGUGCCGUGUCGUGGUUGAUGUGGGUAGAUGGUGGGUUGCGGUAGGUAGGUUGCGGAUGGUUGCAUAGAAGACGGUACGGUAGCCUAAGGGGGGUGUACGAUCGUCAUGCUUUCCCUUGAAGGCACUCAAAAGCUGCAUUGCUUCGCCAGUCUCACGCAGCUGUUGUUAAGUCAUGGUGUUAAGGAAUUGGAUGGAGUCAUCUGUAGUUCCCGUUAGUGAGGGUUUGAGGAUCUGUCGUUGCUUGUCUGGCUCAGCGUGGGUGAACAACGAACAUCCAAUCCCGCCUGUACUGGUCUUCAUCUGUUUGUCACUAGCAGGGCUUUUGGUCAAAAGUAUCCUUGCUUGCUAUGCAACCAUCUUGGAUAAAUGCGGGCUCAUGCAAUGGGCCCACGCAUGUUAACUGCAUAGGAAUUGGAUCUCACCAUGUUAGUUGUCAGGAAGACCCUUAAUCCCUUCCAGGUAUCAGUAUGGGGUUUCUGAACCUCCAAUGUAACACUUAUUGACACACGGGCAUC
Molecule: messenger RNA, 3726 nt
Organism: Astrephomene gubernaculifera
Lineage: Eukaryota; Viridiplantae; Chlorophyta; Chlorophyceae; Chlamydomonadales; Astrephomenaceae
Source: the annotation of a GenBank genome assembly